Trichoderma harzianum CBS 226.95 is the source of this 1210-nucleotide messenger RNA. RefSeq lists its product as hypothetical. The transcript has a single exon. NCBI's taxonomy places the organism in Eukaryota, Fungi, Ascomycota, Sordariomycetes, Hypocreales, Hypocreaceae. The record is from RefSeq and is a predicted model, not a curated record. Bases 341 to 1153 code for a protein of 270 amino acids.
AACGGGGAGAGUACAUAUCUAUGCGAGACUAAGAAAUGAUGAAUACUUUACUCGAAAGCAAAAUGAGUAUAUACAUUUGAAUUAUUAAUGCGGAAUUAUCGGACUGAAGAUAUCGCUGUCAGGGCUGUUGGUGUUGUUGCUUACGCUUGCGCUGGUGAUAGCGUCAUCAUGUCUGGGUACAGCGAAUAGACGUGGAUUUAGAUAUAAAAAGGCCCUUCCAGUUGGAAUACCGAAAAAUGGCAAACAGAAACAGUAUCAAUCACCAUUUAUUGAACAUCAAUCAACAUGGCAGAAUUUGGAUUCCACACAACAUCCGACGAGGCCGCCACGGCUCUCAAGGAUGCCAUUACCGGAAAGACGAGUCAGUCGUUUUUAUCCUUUCUUCUUCAGCACCUGCUUUGCUAAUUUUGGGCAUUUAGUUCUUGUAACCGGCGUCAGUCCGAAUUCGCUAGGCUCCGACACAGCUCGAGCCAUCCUGGCUCAGAAGCCGGCCAAACUUCUCAUCGCCAGUCGAGCGGCGGACAAGCUGCAAGAAGUGAUCAAGUCCCUAGAUAUCCCUCAAGGCACCGUCGUGCAGCCCAUCGUGCUUGAUCUCUCCUCGUUGGAGGCCACCCGCAAGGCUGCCGCCGAGGUAAACAGCUCUGUUACGGUUCUUGAUGCCAUGAUCUGUACCGCCGGCGUCAUGGCUGUGCCGUCAUUUGAGAAGUCCAAGGACGACAUUGAGAUGCAAUUUGCUGUAAACCACCUGGGUCACUUUCUCUUCAUCAACCUGUUGAUCGAGAAGCUGCUCGCCUCGGAGCACGGCGUCGUUGUGACCUACUCAAGCGAAGCUCAAUCCCGCGCCAAUCUGUCCUUCUUGGACGACCUGUCAUACAACAACGGCAAAGACUAUGAGAAGUGGACGGCGUAUAGCAAUUCCAAGGCAUGCGAUGUUCUCUUGUCGGUCGGUUUGGUCCAGCACUUUGGCCAGCGGGGAUUGCGUUCCUUCAGCGUUGAUCCUGGUGUUAUUGUUACCACAGGCCUGACGAGAAGCGUUCCGAUGGAGGACUUCAAGGCACUCGGUAUGUGUCUCACAUACUCUUCAUUAUCCGUCUUUUUGUUGUAUUUUGCCACAAUUCUAAUUUGCGACAGGCUGGAUCGACGACAACGGUAACCUGAACUCGGCGAUUAAGGCCAAGACCUUGGCUGAGGGAUCCUCAACCGGAAUCAU